This is a messenger RNA of Cydia pomonella (codling moth), 1290 nucleotides long. RefSeq names its product aldo-keto reductase AKR2E4-like. The transcript is spliced from 8 exons. Lineage: Eukaryota; Metazoa; Arthropoda; Insecta; Lepidoptera; Tortricidae. The record is from RefSeq and is a predicted model, not a curated record. Gene Ontology annotation, molecular function: oxidoreductase activity. The coding region runs from base 50 to 1264 and encodes 404 amino acids.
UGAAUGAACGAAGUUAGUAUCUGUGCGGUUCUUGCGUGUGACGGACGCAAUGUAUAUUAUUGUGUUUAUAUUGUCUAUCAUUGUUUUUGCCUACGCGGAGCCGGGGAAGGCGCCGCUGGUGCAACUGAACGAUGGACGCACUAUGCCCACGAUCGCGUUGGGGACCUGGCUCGGGAACAGCACCACGGGUCGCAUCACCCCAGUCGGAUACGAGACCGAACAAGCCGUGCUCUGGGCCUUCGAAGCAGGCUACAGGCAUAUCGACACCGCCUGGUCGUACCAUGUGGAAGACCAGGUCGGCCGCGCAGUAAAGACCGUGGUGGACGCUUAUAACCUGCUGCAUGAGGUCACCACCACUCCCAAGGUGUGUGACGCCGGGUGCUACGUGAAUAGGUUCAAAAAGAACAUAGAGAGAUCAAGCAGCAGCAUGGUCCCUGCUCUGUCACGAGAGGAAAUAUUCGUCACCACCAAGCUCUGGAACGACGCGCAUGCGCGGUCAGCGGUGGUGCCCGCACUCAGAGCAUCUCUUGCGCAGCUCAAACUGAACUAUGUCGAUCUCUACCUCAUGCAUUGGCCAUUAGGACAGUUUGCAAAUGGAUCGUACGACUACACACACUACCUAGAAACCUGGCGAGGAAUGAUGGACGCGCAGGCACUCAACCUGACGCGGUCCAUCGGCGUCAGCAACUUCAACAAAGUCAUGCUGGAGAACGUCCGGGCGCACCAGCUGACGGAGCCUGCUGUGCUGCAGAUAGAGUGGAACAUCAACCUGCAGCAGCCCGGGCUGCUGGCCUACUGCCGCCAGCACAACAUCUCCGUGAUGGGCUACACGCCGUUCGGCGCCCUCAUGGACAAGCGGCGCGCCGACUCCCCCACGCACAUCGACGACCCGCAGCUGACCAAGAUGGCCGCCAAGUAUGGGAAGAAUGUGCAGCAGAUCUUGCUGCGAUACGCUGUCGAAAUGGGAGUAAUCCCGAUCCCAAAGUCCAUAACCAGCUCUCGAAUUUUCGAGAACAUCGAUAUUUUCGACUUCCAACUCGAAGAUAACGACAAACGAAUUCUGCGCAAGUUCGACCGCGGCUACAGAACCAUCCCCCAGCUCAAGUGGAGGGACCACCCCUUCUACCCGUUCGAGAAAAAGGCAGAUUACCCGACCACUAGUACGAGUACUGUGAGAACGGAUGCCAGCACGCAACAAGUGAUUUCUAAAGGGGAUUUGAACGAUAAAUCUGCUAAAAUGAAUUUUAGGGAUAUAAAGAUUUAAUACAUUAAAAAUUGAAUCAUUAUUGA